AUGUCUGCUGCUUGGAACUGCACUCCAGGGACACGAAAUCACCAACUUGUAACUUCCAAUGACCCUCCAUCAGACUCUGAGGUCUCCGAUUUCCUCGACAUCUCAGCCGACAUCGCUGCACGUAUCAAGGCAGUGGAUGAAGAGAUCCAUGCACUCCGAAGCCGUUUGAAGGUUUUUGAACAGGAGCAGUCUCUCCUGUAUGACCGUCGCAUGAAGGCACAGCGUGUUCUUGCUCCAAUACGACGACUGCCGCCAGAAUUACUCGCAGAAAUAUUUUCUAUGACAAUGCCGCCCGUAUAUAUUCGCUCUGGAUAUAUACCUGUGGGCUCUAAUCUGAGCCCCUGGUCUCUUAUGCAUGUCUGCCGCCAUUGGAGAGCAGUCGCUUCAUCGACGCCCUCGCUCUGGGAGGUCAUUGCAAUGCUCUAUGACAAGUCUGAAAACGAGCCUGUAUAUCCUCUCCGCCUGCUAGAGGCCCAUCUCCAACUGGCUCGGUCACUUAGAAUCGACUUUUGGGCACAUGACAACGAAGAAUCUGAACGACAGAAGAAUGCAUUCAUACUACUCGCCAAACACUCUGAAAAAUGGGUAGAACUCAACAUUGGGAUGAAGGCUGGACUCUAUCCGAUACUUAACGGCCUUUGUGGGCGACUUAAUUCUCUCCGAAAAGCGUGGUUGCGCUGCGACGACGAUCGAGGCUUAGUGCCAUCGCCACCCCCUAUUGUCUGUUUUGAGGGUGCACCAGUCCUGACAGACUUGGGCCUCAAAAACAUGACUUAUCACUCCCAAGUAGCAGCUCCCUUCCGCCAGCUCCAGCGAUAUUAUCUUCGAACGGAAUGGUAUGGACAUACACACGUUCUCCAAGACCUUUCUGCAGUGGCUGAAGCACGAAUCAUCGUCGACGUUGAUCACGUGUCUACCAACGGGCUCGCCCGCAGAAUUCACUUCCCAUUCCUCCGUAGGCUGAGCGUCUCGCACGGUGCAAUCUUGGAUGCUAUCGAUGCUCCCGAGCUGAGUCAAAUCGCACUCGAAUCCUACGAACUUGAGCGUGCAUCACUGAUUUCAAGCUUGAAUUCUCUUGUUGCGCAUUCCUCCUGUCAGCUCCAAAGGCUGGCCAUCUAUGGCAUUCCCCAGAGUGAGACUACAAUCCAACUUUUGCACCAAUUCCCGUCUUUAGAACAUCUUUGUCUUAUAUGGGAUGAAGACCGAGCGGGAGAUAUCAUGCAGAACGACGUGGACACCAUUGUUUCUGCCCUCAUGAUCACGGCAACUGGACCUAUCCUUACUCCUCGCCUACGAAUUCUUUCGUUCGCAUGGGAGGCAGUAGCCCAGGUCGAUUACCGCUUGCUAGCUCGGAUGGCCAGGGCCAGGUGGAAAUCGGAGAGUUGCCGCCUUGAAAGAAUGGAAAUAUUGAGGGGACAAUCUGAAGAAGGCUCAGAAGGCCUUUUAGAUCCCUUGCGCAUGCUCCGCGAUGCGGGAAUGGAUUUGGUCUGGCUUGAAGGGGGAGCUGCUCACAAUGUGAUGGAUAGAUAUCACUUCGCUUCAUGA
This is a messenger RNA of Mycena indigotica, 1545 nucleotides long. RefSeq names its product ABC protein. The transcript has a single exon. The coding region runs from base 1 to 1545 and encodes 514 amino acids. Gene Ontology annotation, molecular function: protein binding. The record is from RefSeq and is a predicted model, not a curated record. NCBI's taxonomy places the organism in Eukaryota, Fungi, Basidiomycota, Agaricomycetes, Agaricales, Mycenaceae.